AUUGUAGUGUCAGCGAGAGACCGCUCUCCGCGCAGGCGCAAAACGACAGCCACUUCCGGGCUCAAGCGCAGCGUUUCGCAAAACGAGAAAAUCCCGUGGAGGAUUCCCAGAGUGACAAUGGCUACCUACAGCCUGGCGAACGAGCGUCUACGCGCCCUGGAAGACAUCGAACGGGAAAUCGGCGCCAUUCUUCAAAAUGCAGGUUCGGGAUACGACGACCAAAGGGCAGGGAGCGAGAGUACAGUGAUCUUGGAACUGUCCAAGGAAAAAACCAAUGAGCGGCUCCUAGACCGGCAGGCGGCAGCCUUCACGGCGUCCGUGCAACACGUUGAGGCGGAGCUGUCGGCUCAGAUCCGCUACCUCACCCAGGUGGCCACAGGGCAGCCCCAUGAGGGCUCCAGCUACUCUUCAAGGAAGGACUGUCAGAUGGCCCUGAAACGAGUGGAUUAUGCCCGCCUCAAGCUCAGUGACGUGGCCCGGACCUGUGAGCAGAUGCUGGAAAACUAAGCCAAGGAGCCCGUGGAGCAAGAGCUUCACGGGAGACCACCGUCUGCAUCCCAGGACAGGACCUGGAGACCCGGAGGAUGGGAGCAUGGGCUGCCACACACAUGCUCUCCCGGUUAGAGUAUAGUAGGACAAAGGGGCAAAAGGUGGGAAUGGAGAAACUUAAAAGACCAAGCCUGCCCACAACUAUGCCCAGGCUCCUGCAGCAGGGUGCUCCUGCUCUGCACUUGACAGAAGCACUGACAAGCUGAGACAGGAGAUGGAGAUUCAGAUACCUAACCCACUUCAUAUGCUUCAUGUCCCCGCCCCAGGCUUCCUGCAGACUUGGGCCACUGAAGACAUUCCUCUUCAUUGGAAAAAGACUAAACAAGAACUAAGGAUUUUAGUAAUAAAAACAUAACAAUAAAAACAAGGA
This is a messenger RNA of Equus caballus (horse), 919 nucleotides long. RefSeq names its product mediator complex subunit 11 (gene MED11). Lineage: Eukaryota; Metazoa; Chordata; Mammalia; Perissodactyla; Equidae. Gene Ontology annotation, cellular component: mediator complex. Gene Ontology annotation, molecular function: transcription coregulator activity. Gene Ontology annotation, biological process: regulation of transcription by RNA polymerase II. The record is from RefSeq and is a predicted model, not a curated record.